CUGCCGCCGCGCCCUGAGGCUGCAACGCAGGUCAAAGUUUCUAACUAGAGCAGCUCGAACGGUGCUGCAGACGUCGCCCAGGCCUGCCUGCCGCCCUUGUCUCCUGUUCACGCCGUAGACUACCGCGGCCGGGACUUCGUUGGCCUUGCAGACGGCUUUCUGCGCAUAUAAGGACAUUUGGCUGUGGAUACGCCCCAGUUCGCUUAAUACCGCCCGCUGCCCGUGUCCUGCUUUGGCACAGUUGCGGUCUAGUCUGUCAGGGCCACUUGUCGCUUUGUUUGGCAACACGAGGACCUUGUAAAACUUGAGAUCGAGCCUGAAACACAGUGAAUACUCAGUCCUCGUCCCUUCACAAAACAGUCGAAAAAAUGACAGGAGCCCGCCCACGCUCUCCCUCGCCUGCCUCUGACUCGGACUCACCCUCUGCACAAAAACGCGCCAAGAAGACGCAUGUCCCGGUAAGCGACGCUGUCGCAGACCCGACGCCCUACUUCGCACCAGACCUCCUCGCGCCGUCAACAAUUCACAGACUGAACAGCGAAUAUGCGACGUCAGAGCCGUACAAGUACUGCCGUGUUGAUAAGCUGUUCCAAGAAGACCUCCUGGUAGGCGUGAAGGACGAGAUCAUGAGUGAGCUGAGCUUUACAGAGAAGGAGACCGAUAUCUACAAGGUGAACCAAACCGGCGACCUCGCCUCGCUCAACUACCUCACGGAGCAACAGAUCGCGCUGCUGCCGAACCUGCUCAAGCUGCGCGACGCGCUCUAUUCGCAAAAGUUUUGCGCCUUCCUGCAGGCCGUGACGGGCUGUGGCCCGCUGAGCGGCACAAAGCAGGACAUGUCUGUGAACACGUACACCAAGGGCUGCCAUCUGCUCAACCACGACGACGUGAUCGGCACCCGCCGCGUCUCGUACAUCCUGUACAUGCCGCUCCCCCACUAUCAGGGCUGGCAGCCCGAGUGGGGCGGCGCGCUCGAGCUCUACCCAACCGUGCCCGGCCCCGACGGUGUUCCCGAGCCCGAGUGCGUCCCGAGCAAGUGCAUCCCGCCCAGCUGGAACCAGUUCAUCUUUUUCCAGGUUCAGCCUGGCCGCAGCUUCCACUCUGUCGAGGAAGUCGUCGUGGGCCAGGGCGAGGACGGGCGACAGAGGCUAAGUAUCAGCGGCUGGUUCCAUGCGGCGCAGCCGGGCGAGGACGGGUACGACCCAAACGAAAAGUGUGGCGAGUACAAGAGCUCACGGGAGCAGCUUGCCUCCACAUCAACCAACUUCCACACCUACCCCUCUCCUGCGGCGCCGCCCCUGCCUUCCGAUCCACUCUCAGAAGAACACAUCUCCUUCCUCUCCGAGUUCUUGAAUCCCGUUUACCUGCAGCCACGCACCCUCGCCGCCCUCGCCUCUCGCUUCGUCGAAGAGUCCUCUCUCGAACUACACCACUUCCUCUGCACGCCGCUCGCCGAGAAGCUGAGCACCGGGCUCACCGCCAACGACGCGCGGGACGGACUCGGGCCCUCGCGCACGCAGCGCAUCUCGGCACACACGGCGGGUACGCGGCACGCCCCCGCGACAGCGGCGGACCCGCCGUGGGAGGUGCGGGGCCCGCCGCACAAGUGGCGGUACUGCGCGCUUGUGGCGCCACCGGCGGGGAGGCGCGAGGCGGUCGUGCCUCGGAGCGCGGCCGGUGCGGACGCGAUCGUGCGCUCGCUGCAGGACGAGCUCUACCCCAGCGCCGCGUUCCGCGCGUGGCUCGCCAAGGUCUCGAGCGUGCUCCCGCUCAGCUGGGCCGCACAGGCGCGGCGCUUUCGCCCCGGUCUCGACUACACGCUCGCGACGAGCGACGAGCGCGAGGCGCGGCUCGACGUCGUGCUCGACCUGACGCCCGAGAUGCCCGUCGAGGUCGAGGAGGACGACACCGACGCCGCAAGUGGGCGCGGGCGGAGGAAAAAGGGCGGGGAGAAGACGAUCGUGAAUGGAUGGCAGAGCGGCGAGUGGGGUGGGUGGGAGUGUUACAUGGCACCGCACGAGGAGGAGGACGACCCGGCGGUGUACCGCUCGGGCUCGCGCAAAAAGAGCGAACAACCGAAGGAGAAUGGCCAGAACGGCACGGCAGAUAAAGGUACGCCGAGCGGGAGGAAGAAUGGGACGAACGGGAAGGAAGCCGUGGAGGACGAGGAUGAUGAUGAGGAAGACGACGGAACACUACUCACCGUCCAGCCGGGUUUCAACCGGCUGCUUCUUGUCCUUCGCGAUGAGAAGGUCAUGCGCUUUGUCAAGUAUGUCAGUGCUGCCGCUGAAGGCUCGCGAUGGGACGUCUGUGGCGAGUACGAGAUUGGAAUGCUUGAAGAAGAGGACGAAGAGUGAUAUCUCUCUGGCUGUGUCGACUCUUGCUUGUGCCCGCUGCUCUUUUCAUUCUGCUUGUAGCCGUACACAACCUGUUGCAGCCUUUGUCUCCACUUAUGCUCGAGCCCAAUCUUUUGUAUUUCUCUCACAUAACAGCUUGUUUUUACUGCUACAGCUCUCGUAAUCUAGCCAGGUACGCGGCCCAUCCCUCGCUUCGAUACCUCUCUGCCUGCAUCUGUACAGCUUGAACAUCGAGGUUGUUGCCCUUACCGUAGAUGCCUCUACCAACGAUAAUGACGUCGGAUCCAGACUCGGUGAUGACUUCCUUUGGUGUUCUGUACUGCUGACCCAUGGAGUCGCCCUUGGCGUCAAGGCCAACACCAGGGGUGAGAACCAAGAAGUCCUCGUCGGGGUCUGCGUGCUCAGCGCCGACGCCCUCCAUGCGCCUCUGGGUGAUAAAGCCAAUGACAAAGUCACGGUGCUCGCGCGCCAUGCGGACGGCGGCCUCGGUGUACGCGCCCGUCGCGAGACUGCCCUUAGUGCUCAUCUCGGCAAUGAGGAGCAGGCCGCGGCCAAGGGGCUUGCCGACAGAUGCGAGCCCGCUGAUGAUGCUCGGCCCGGGGACGGGGUGUGCGUUCGUGAUGUGUGCCCAGGAUGCGACCUUGUGCACGCCAGACGAGUACUGUAGCGCGACGGUGUUGCCGAUGUCCGCAAACUUUCGGUCCUCGAAAAUCAUGAAGUCGUGGUUCACGCUCAGCUCCUGCAGUCGUUCGAUAAGCGAGGGUUUGAAGUCCUCGAUAAUGUCGACGUGUGUCUUGACCAUGCAAACGGAUGGCCCGACGACAUCGAUGAUUCUGAGAAAGUCGUCGCUCUUGGUCACGUCGACGCUCACACAAAGAUUUGUCCUUUUGC
Messenger RNA from Phanerochaete carnosa HHB-10118-sp, 3248 nucleotides. RefSeq lists its product as uncharacterized. Gene Ontology annotation, biological process: regulation of translational termination; peptidyl-proline hydroxylation. The transcript is spliced from 7 exons. Gene Ontology annotation, cellular component: cytoplasm. NCBI's taxonomy places the organism in Eukaryota, Fungi, Basidiomycota, Agaricomycetes, Polyporales, Phanerochaetaceae. Bases 369 to 2357 code for a protein of 662 amino acids. Gene Ontology annotation, molecular function: L-ascorbic acid binding; peptidyl-proline dioxygenase activity; iron ion binding. The record is from RefSeq and is a predicted model, not a curated record.